AUGAAUAAUUAUGUGACAAACGAUCCUUUGGCUGUUAUUUACAAUGAAAGCCAUUGGCGGUUAAGCAAAGUAUCCCCAAUGUUUAGCCUACAAUCAAGCACAGUGAAGUUCAAACAAUACGCUUCUAAAAUUCGUCAAGCCAUAGUAAGCACCAUUCCCGCCAAUUCCGCUUUAAAAUUUAUUGUGGUUUUUGAAGCUCAGCCUUAUUUAAAGUAUUCUGAAGACGAUUCAGAAGGGUUAGCGAUUACAGUGUCUUCAUCCCAAGAAUCCAGUGAACCCAAAGUGAUUUACACCAGUAUAUUUCUUUCCUGGGGUGUUAGCACAAAAAUUCCUGGUGCUGUUCAUCUACCAUUUAUACUAGAACGAGGAGAACAAAGGAUUGGCACUGCUGUUAAAACAACAAUACAGACCAUGUUUGACUGCAACAUUACACAAUUUUGUUUUAGACAGCAUCAACUACUACAAUUUGGUUUCAACUUUGUUGAAAAUGACACAUCACGUAGCACUGACCCUUUUAAGCUUGUCUAUAGAACACAACAAGUAGGACAUAAGAAUAAGCUUAGUUUGACAUUUGAAGUUGGUGAUGUGCUCAUCAUUUGGAAUGGAAUUAAAAAAGAUAUUACUAAAGUUUCUGAGCAAGUAACUUUAGCAUAUCAACUCUUGCAGACUCAAGUUUUCUACAGUGUCAGUUUAGAUGUGACAGCAUUGGAUCUUAUUGAGGUGACUCUUCCGAAGGCUGAAGUAAAAUCAAAUGGUACAAUUAAAAUGAAAACACCUGAAAUAGUCAAUUGUGUUUUCACAGUGUUGAAUGAAAUCAUCUGUACAAGUACAAUGGAUACAAAGACUUCAUGA
Parnassius apollo (apollo) is the source of this 852-nucleotide messenger RNA. Lineage: Eukaryota; Metazoa; Arthropoda; Insecta; Lepidoptera; Papilionidae. The record is from the annotation of a GenBank genome assembly.